GCAUAUUAAUGCCUUGCUGUCACAGACAAUCUUUAGUGUUGUGUAACAGAUACAAAACGGAUAUGUCGCACUGUUUGUGCCCCCAGGGGUCUCAAGUUUCCGUUACUUGGUUCUCAACUGUGUAACGCUGCAUCAUCGUUACUUUGUGCCCAAUAUCCUGCCGCCUCGAGCGCUGCUGUCCAGAUGGCGUCUCGCGGUAAUCUCCUUACCGCCGCGUGCCGCAUGUUCUUCUGAAUGAGGGAGGUAAGACAGAGGGGGGAAAAGAGGAGCUUUGUCAAGUUCAGUUGUGGUGUCAUUCAGUUUUUUUUUUCUGUCAAAGUGUGGACUAGGACGACGGAAAACAUAAUGUUUGGAAAGGACUAUUUUUUCUACUGGAGCCGUGUCUGCUGUCGCUGACAGAGAGACAGACAGGUGUGUGGGAAAAUACAGGUAGCUUGUUUUGCUCGACUCAUGCCAGAGCAACAAGUUGAAUGUAUCUAGACGCUGCACUUGUGAUGGGGAUAGAGCUUUGUGCUGGGACUCUACAACGACAGAUUGUGAAAUCCUACCUAUCAUGUGAAGGCUUUGGUUGUGGUUUGUGUGUGGGUGUGUGUGCCAGGGACAGAGACAGUGUAACAGAGAGCUAAGCUUCGUAGCCUCACCCUUGGGGCACUGGCCUGUAAAAAAUGUCCCUGUAACCCUGGAACCAUGAAACCAUGACAGUCAUCACUUAUUCAAGCGCUGCUGGAAGGCUUCCGAAAAAAAUCCAGGUUCUUGAACAUCCCUCUGCCUGCGGGAAUGUUCCAGAACCCAUUUCCGAGAUUCUAGAACCUCAGACCAUGCUGGACCACUCUGAGAAUCCGAUUCGGGAACCUUGUGGGGUCAAAGGCCAGAGAUGGAUUGAUGACGAGACAGGAGCAAAGGGAGAGAAAGCGAGAAGUAAGAGACAAACAUGGACGAGAGGAGUCAGCAGAGAGAGGAUGGAUGGAGGAAGGAGAGAGGAGCAGUGUAACUUAAGGAAUAAAUGCAACAAGGAAGUUAGAAAAAACCUAAAAAGUGGGAGGGCAUGUGUGGAAGGAACGCUCAAGAGCAAGACAGAUGUCUCGGAGAUCCUGUCAGUUGCAGAAACACAAGGUGAAAUCAAGCGAAAGGAGCAAGGGAUGGGUAAAAAGAAGAGGUGGCCUGUUUUUAUCUGGCCAUUUCAUCUGAGAAACAUCACUGAAGGAGAAGUGAAGAGAGGGAAAAACAUGAUGAAAGGGAUGAGGCGACAUAACAUCUUCCUCUGGUUAAUUCUCCUCCUCUUCAGCCUGUGUCCAAUACCUGCUUCAUCACAGGGACAUUUCCCGCGAAUGGAGAACAUUGCUGCCUUCAAACCUGUGUCCACCUCCCCGGCUCGUUCCACCUGUGGAGUUCCAGAGCGGCGCAGCUACUGUCAGACACCGUCCUCCCAGUCUGAGCUGAUGACAUGUUAUCAGGCCUUCUGUGUCCAGGAGUGUCCCUAUAGAUCCUCCACUCCUCCGUAUGCCCCACUGCUACUGCCUGCACACAGGGGUACCUGUGUAACAGAAGACAUUAAUGACACUCGUCCUGGGACUCGGACAGAGACUGGAACCACUUCCAGUUCAGAGGGGGCUUCUGGUAGGUCCAGUAGUGUGCUGUUUCGGCCAGUCCAGGAUGGAUGUCUGGUCUCUCCCCCCUCACAGAGUCUCGGAGCACUGGGCUCCCUCACUCUGGCAUUGUGGAUAAAGCCAAGCUCACCGGGGGAGAUGAUGCUACUGGAGAAGAACUCAGGGGCGCGGCUGUUUUUUUCUGUGACCGCGUCUGAGCAGGCAGUCACCCUGCGGUAUGGUCAGUACAGCAGUCAGACUCUGCAGACUGUCAACUUCAGAACUGAGGGGAGGCUUACACUGGACAGGUGGACACACCUAGUUCUGCAGGUUCAUGACAGACGUGUGAGUCUAUUCCUAGAUGGGCUUGAGGAGGAUGGGACACCAUUCGACACACAACCUUUGACUGCCAGGCUCUCUGAUAUCAGCGAGGAUGGAGCCAUGUGGGUGGGACUCAGCUCCAAUGGGUCUAAUCAGUUCAUUGGGCGGAUGCAGGAUUUUAGAUUUUAUCCUGCCACUCUGACCAACAGGGAAAUAGUUGAGGUGUACUCAGGGCUCCUGCCCGAGCUCCAUGUCCAGUCAGAAUGUCGCUGUCCUCCCAGUCACCCCAGAGUACACCCUUUAGUUGAGAGAUACUGCAUUCCCAAUGGUGUUGAGGACACAACCAAUGACAGAGUCUUAAGACUCAACCUUAAUGCUCAUCCACUCAGUUAUAUCAAUGAUCAGGACAUGGGCACCACGUGGCUUUCUAAGAUCAUGACUACACAAGAACUUGAUGAUGGAGUCACUAUCACCGUGGAUUUGGUUAAUGGACAAUACCAGGUAUUCUAUGUCAUAGUUCUGUUUGGCGGCCUCUUGCCUGAGUCAGUUCUGAUCCAAAGACGGAGACUUGUCUUAACAGAACUUCAGAGUGGCACCACCACAGAACAGCCCUGGUUGGACUGGCAGUAUAUGGCCAGAAACUGCAGUGUGUUUGAAAUGCAGAACAAUGGGCAUUUACUGACACCAGACUCGGUCAACUGUCUGCAGCUACCCAGUGACGUACCCUACUCAGGAGGUAACAUCACAUUCAGCCUGCUGACCCCAGAGCCAAACCUUAGGCCAGGCUAUAAUGACUUCUACAACAAUCCUGCCCUACAGAAGAUGGUGCAUGCCACCCAGGUCAGGAUACACCUGAGUGGGCAAUACCACACCAAAGCAGCCAGGGUGAACCAGCGACACAGAUACUUUGGCAUCAAUGAGAUCACCAUUAGUGGCAGAUGUGAGUGUCACGGCCAUGCAGACCACUGUGAUACCAGUGUGACGCCCUACCGCUGUCUGUGUCUGCCUGAGAGCCACACAGAGGGAAACAAUUGCGAGCGUUGCGCGCCCCUCUACAAUGACAAGCCAUUCAGAUCAGGUGACCAGCUCCAGCCUAUGAACUGCCGGUCUUGCCAGUGUCAUGGCCACGCCCUCUCCUGUCAUUAUGAUGUCAGAGCUGAUGACCAACCAGAGGAGCACUAUCGAGGAGGAGGAGGCGUAUGUGACAACUGCAUGCACAACACCACGGGUAGGAACUGUGAGGUGUGUAUAAGUGGGUUUUUCAGGCUAGAGGACUCUGAUCCCACUUUACAUGAUGUGUGUCAGUCGUGCAACUGUCACACAACUGGAACAGUCAACGGCAGCAUGGAGUGUGCCCAGGUAGGAGGUCAAUGUCAAUGUAAGGCAGCAGUAACAGGUCGUCGGUGUGCAGACUGCUGGCCUGGUUGGUAUGGUCUGAAGGCCUCAAAUCCAAAUGGCUGCAUCCGCUGUAACUGCAGUGACAUCGGCAUCGUCAGCAACUCAACAGGAGGAGUUCCCAGUUGCAACCAGGACACGGGACAGUGCCAGUGUAAACCCCAUGUCACAGGUCUUUCUUGUGACCGCUGUGAGUUUGGUUAUUGGAACCUGUCCCACCCAGACGGCUGCAUCCCAUGUGACUGCGACCCCCUGGGUUCCCUCAGCCCGUUCUGUGAGCCUGAGGGUGGACAGUGUGAGUGUAAACCUGGAGUGGGGGGCCAGCGCUGUGACUCUUGUGGCAAGGGUUUGUAUGGUUUAAGACUGGAGGGAUCCUGCACCCCCUGCAACUGCUCACAAGACGGGACAGUACCUGGAACAGACUGCGAUCCUCAUACAGGACAGUGUGUGUGUAAGAAACAUGUGGAAGGCCAUCACUGUGACUCUUGUCGUCAUGGUUACCACACCCUGGAGCAGCGAAACUCCCUGGGCUGUCUGCCAUGUGCGUGUGACAUCCAUGGCACUGUGCCAGAGGGCGUAUGUGAUAUGUGGACCGGACAGUGCCCAUGUCGAGAGGGAGUUGUGGGAGCACAUUGUACCAACUGUGCCCACGACUACUACAACAGGAGUUUACAUCUCCAGAAGGGUUUGUCCCAGGGCUGUGUACCAUGUAUCUGUGACCCCAGAGGGACAGUGGCGGGGUCAGUAUGUGACAGCACUACAGGGCAGUGUGUUUGUAUCCGUACACGCUUCGGACAGGAUUGCAGUGGAUGUCGACCUGGCUUCUACCUCUCUCCAGAUCAGAGUAUGUGUGCAGAGUGUGACUGCCAUCCCAUGGGAGCAUCGCAGCGUGGUUGUGAGAGCCAGACUGGACAGUGUGUGUGUGCCCAUCCGUCAGUGGGAGGACGACGCUGUGACCAGUGUCGUGAGAUGUUCUUCGGAUUCAACCCUGGCCUGGGCAGGUGCCAGCCUUGUGCAUGUGACCCAGUGGGCAGUGUCAAUGGUUCAUGUGAUCCAGACUCAGGAGUGUGUGUGUGUAAGCUGCUGGUAACUGGACACAAGUGUGACAUAUGUCAACCUGGAGCAAGUCAUUUUGACCCAGAGAACUACUUUGGCUGCAGUAAAGCGCCCUUCCAACAGCCUGCACCAGUAGGUUUUGCUCACAGUUAUUCUUCCAUUCAUCUCUCUUGGCAUCCACCUGACUCCCCAAACUCAAACAGACUCAACUACACACUCAUCAGGGAUGGACAGUCAGUGCAUAGCGUUCAAAGUCUCUAUCCUUUCAGCCAUGAAUCAUUUGAAGACACUGGUUUGUUUCCCUACACCAACUACUCUUACUGGCUUGUCACAGCUAAUGUGGCCGGUGCGACAAUAAGUGCAUCAGCCUCAUACCAAACUUUAGGUGCACCACCUGAAGCAGAACAGCUCCAUUUAAACCUUGUGGGACGACCUGGUCCAACCACCGCCAGCUUUAACUGGAGCACACCACGAAAUGACACAGGCCCAGUGGAAAGGUUUGUGUUAUCCUCCACGGAGUCAUCUAAUGGAGCAGAGCCCAUCAUUCACUACACAGGCUUAUCUACAGAGGCUGUGGCAAGAGGCCUAAAGCCCUUCACCCUAUACACUGCAAUACUGGAGGCUUGUUCUUCUGGGGGUUGCACUUCUACCCCACCACUGUCUUAUCUGACAGCCUCUGCGCCCCCACAAAACCAGCCUGCCCCCACAGUCACUGCAACAGGACCGCAUACACUUCAUGCUUCCUGGGAGCCCCCCACUCAGCCAAAUGGUGUUAUCACAAAGUAUGAGGUCUUUCUACGUGGACCAAUGGAAUCACUGAACCUCUCAAGUCCUACCGUUGAGAAGAGGGUGUUCUUCAGCUCUGGUUGGCUGGAUCCAAGUGCUACCCCAGAAGCACAGCAAAGCGAUAGGAGCACAGUCGCACCCCCUGAGAGCAGUACCAUUGUGGCAGAUCUGCAAGCAUUUUCCACCUAUCAGAUGAGAGUUUUGAGCACCAAUAUGGCAGGAAGUGUCACAUCAGGGUGGACCACAGCACGUACCAUGGAGGGAGUCCCAGAGUUGAUGGCUCCUCCAGAAGUGUCUUCACUGUCAUCCACCACUCUCAAAGUUGCGUGGAGCUCCACUGAAGGUCAAGGGAUCAUCGCCAGAGGACAGGUCGCAGAAUAUCGCGUCAACUUGCUCACUGAACAGACCAACAAUCCCUAUGCUCCACCGCUUAUUAGCCAAGUCUUGCAUAGGGCAGGACCAUCGUCACAGCCUGUUUAUGUAGUGAAAGGACUGAAGCCUUACCAUGUGUACAACUUCACUAUUACACUCUGCACAAAGACAGGUUGCAUUACCAGUCUGCCAAGCACAGGACGGACCCUACCAGCAGCUCCAACAGGACUGUCUCCACCUCAAUUACAUCCAGUAAAUGAAACCACCAUUCGAAUAGACUGGGAUCCCCCAGCCCAACUCAAUGGCCCACAUCCACUAUAUCAGGUGGAGAGGACAGACGUCUCUUUCUCUGACCCACAAGAUCCUGUGAUCAGGGGAACCAGAUUCCCAGGAAACAGUUACUACCAGUUUCCCAGUGACACCCUACCUGUCAACACUGACUUCACAGGUGUUGAGUUGAGUUUUAAGACUCUGUCCCCAGAUGGCCUGCUGCUCUGUGCCUUCUCUCCAGGAAAUCAGGAAGAGUUCCUGGCAAUUCAGAUAAAAAAUGGACGCCCUUACUUUUUGUUUGACCCGCAGGGCUCAGUGGUGGCUGUGAGCGUACAGGGUGAUGGAGGGCACAGCUACAAUGAUGGAAAAUGGCACAGUAUCAUAGCAACAAGGCAAGGGGCCGUGGGAACAAUCAUUGUAAACAAUCAAUACAGAGGAAGUGAAUCUGCUUCCAGUGGCAGCUCCAUUAUUGGUGAGAACACAGGGGUGUUCAUUGGAGGGCUGCCUGAAGACUUUAGUCUGCUUAGAAAUGAUUUGGGUAAUGCACGGCUAGUGCGACAGGGUUUCUCUGGUUGCCUUAGAGACGUGAGUUUUAAGUUGACUGACAGCCCCUCAGAGGAAUGGAAACCUCUGGACUGGGCCACAGCAACAAAGAAGGUGGCAGUGUAUGAAAGCUGGGAGGGAUGCCCUGUUCAAACUGUGGAUGGAGCACAUUUUCUUGGUCAUGGUUACUUGGAGAUGCGCAGAGAUGUUUUCGGUGGGGGGCAAGAGUUUGAUAUUUCUAUGGAUUUCAGAACAGACCAGUUCAAUGCUCUUUUGCUCUUUACAUACAGUACACAAACUGAUGACUACAUGCUGGUGGAACUGGAAGCCGGCCUCCUGUCCUUCAUUCUUGCCUCUGAAGGUCACGUGACUGAACUCAGCAUGUGGGUAGGGCUUAGCUACUGCGAUGGAGACUGGAAACAGCUUUCAUUGGCAAAACGUGGCUCACUCAUCUUUGCUGCAGUCGAUGACUGGGCAGAGGAGACAAGAGGAGCGGGAGGAGCAGUUAGGUUGAGAGUUGAUGCACCAUUAUACUUGGGGGGCGUGCCCAUGGACCUCAUACAUCCUGCUCUGGAUAGGCAAAGUCACAAACACGGCCUGGGAGGUUGCAUAAGGGCUCUUACCAUACGAAGUGAUGAAACAAACCCUCCUGUCAGUCAAACUGUUAAUCUCUCUGUUGCCUCCCGCCGUUCUGUUAGAGUCUACUUAGACGGCUGUCCCACAAGUGAAAGCCAUUACAACUGCAGAGGAAACGAUUCAGUGUUGGUGUAUAGUGGGACGAAGACACAAGCCACAGAUUAUAGUCUACAGCCUUUCACUGAGUACUUGUACAGGUUUGUGGCCUUGGCUGCCGGAGGUUGGGCUGCAGGAUCUUGGCAGAGAGGACGCAGCCUGAGCAAAGUACCAAGUUCUGUACCACCUCCUACUACAGUGCAGAGCUUGAAUGGCUUCAGUGCCAAGGUGAGCUGGUUGCCACCCACUGGCGACAUCAGAGGGCUGAUUGACAGAUACGAGUUGAAGGCCUACAAUAGAGACCAGCCGGAGCUACCACCUGUCAAAGCCACGUACCUGGCAAAUGGAAAUUUCACAGGUGUGCUGCCGGGUCUCACUCCAUCCACUCGAUACAUUAUCACUGUAAGUGCCUGUAGUCCUGUUGGCUGCACUGAGAGUCUUCAUAAUGACAAUGGUGAUAAUGAUUUGAGAUCAAGCCUCACAACCCCGGAGGAAGCUCCAGAUGUUGUCACUCCUCCAGCUGCUGUCUCAUCCCCCUCAGCUCUUUAUGUUACCUGGGAACCUCCAGCAAGGCCCAAUGGAGGCAUUACAGAGUACCUCCUCUAUCAAAACAACCAAAUAGUCUACAGGGGGAAAGACAGACAACACAACAUCACUGGUCUUGGAGUGUAUUCCAACCAUGUCUUUGUACUGAGUGCAUGCACUUCAGUGGGCUGCACCAACAGUUCACAAGUAACUAUGCUGACCUCUCAGCUUCCUCCUGGGCCUCUACAAGCUCCAACUCUUACCCUGCUUGACUCGCGGACUAUUCUGGUAGAGUGGUCACGUCCCUCUCAAGUCAACGGUGCUUUGGAAUUCUAUUCUAUCUUCCUGUCACAUGACGGCUCAGAGCCCGUGCUGGCCUAUAACAGCUCAGAACUUUUUGAAGACCACACACUCCGCAACCUAACCCCUGGAACAGCUUACACCAUCACAGUCGCUGCCUGCACAGGAGGUGGGUGUACCUUAAGCCCUCCCAGCCAGGCUCAGACUGAGGAGAGCACCCCAGAGAAUGUCCCUGCACCACUGGUCACCCCUUUGUCCCCGCAUGCACUCAACGUCAGCUGGACACCUCUUGACACUCCGAAUGGAAUCAUAACCAGCUAUGGUCUCUGGCUGGAUGGAGUUCUCAUUUUAAACUCCAGUUCAUCUCAGAGGUUCUUUGUGGUGGAGGGACUCUCUCCAUGGAGCCGACACAUACUCAGGCUGCAGGCCUGCACAGCACGGGGCUGUGGGAAGGGACCAAUGGUGGAGAUCCGUACAUCAGAGAUGUCCCCAGAAGGCCCUAUUCUGCUGGAACUAACCAAUCAGAGUGCUCGAUCAAUCCGAGCCCGCUGGACAGCCCCACCUAGGCCAAAUGGGAACCUCAGCUACACAGUGUACUACAAAAGCAAAGAUGGCGAUGGUGUGUUGGAAGGAAGUACAGCAGCAGGCAGCUGGUUGUCUGUGACUGAUCUACAGCCUUACACCAACUACAGCUUCUGGAUCAGAGGUUGUAACACACAGGGUUGUGUUGAGAGCCUGCCACUCAGUGUUACCACACCCCCAGCAGCCCCAGAUGGGUUGUCACCUCCGAGGUUGUCCCAUGCAACUAGUAACAGUCUGAAUGUAUCCUGGUCUGCUCCUGCCCACUCCAACGCACCAGGCCCACUCCGUUACAGCCUGCAAAUGAGGACAUCACCACAGAGGCCAGUGAUAAGGCUUAUGGAAAACGCAACAGACACCUUUACGUAUCACAUAGAGGGCCUGUCACCGUACACGCAAUAUGUGUUUAGAGUGGUGGUUUCACACACACAUGGGCAGACAGUCGGCCCCUGGGCAACCCUUCUUACCGCCGAGGACAGUCCGGGACCAGUGGACACUCCAGCUGUAUCAGGGCUCCAUCCUAGAAGUCUAACAAUUACCUGGGUUCCUCCUUCCCAACCAAAUGGCAUUAUUACCAAUUAUACCCUCUCUCUUUUCCCCAGCUCUAUCUCUUCUUUAUAUUUCAAACCCAGCUCAGUCUCCAGCACCAGCACGCCCCUUAACUCAAGCUUAGGUCCUAACCCAAGCACUGAAGGUGCAUAUCUCAACUCAGGUCAUAACCUCAGAUCAACAUCCAGUCUUACCACCCCAGGCUCAAGCCACAUCUCCAUGUCUACUGUCAACACAGGCAGUAAUGACAGUUCAACCACAAUCCAAGGCACUAGCUUGAGGCCUGAAGACAACCAGAUUGAGUCAGUUUAUGGAAGAAAUACAAGCCAAGGCCCCGAUUCCGUUUCAUUUUACCCCAUGACAGCCAGUGUAAAGCCAAGCCCCAGUCUUUUACUGUCAAACCCACAAUACAGCAUGACCACCUCUAAUACUGAACAUAUUCUAAACCAAGACCCCUUCCACAGCCCCAUCUCUGGUUUCUUUAGUGCAGCUUCAGAUUCAAAUUCGUCCCCUCUAUCAAUCACUGUUCCAGGGAACACCACUACCUACACUUUCCUCGACCUGCUGCCAUACCAGACCUACAGCCUCCAGAUGGAAGCAUGCACCAGUGUGGGUUGUUCAGUGUCUGGGAUGUCUCCGAGCUUCCGUACCCUCCCAGCUCCCCCUGAAGGGGUUCCUGCACCUCACCUUUACUCUGACACCCCAACUUCUGUUCUCUUGUCCUGGGGUGCACCGGAGUUGAGCAAUGGCCCGCUGGAGCGAUGGCUGAUUGAGCGCAGAGUUGCUGGGACUAAACAAGUGUCCACAGUGGGCCAUCUCCCACCAGACCCUCCUCCUCUUUCCUUCCUGGACUCUUCAUCAGCUCUCAGUCCCUGGACUAGCUACCAGUAUCGGCUUGUGCUCCAUAAUCAGGCUGGCAACACAACAGGACCCUGGGUCAAUAUCACAACCAGACCGUCUCGGCCAGCUGGUCUCAGUCCACCGAGGGUGAAGGUCUUGGGUACAGAGUCACUUUGGGUCACGUGGUCUCCUCCACUUAUUCCCAAUGGAGAAAUCCAUGGUUAUGAGAUCCGCCUCCCGGAACCCCGCAUCUUCCAUGACAGUGCAAAUUCUCCUGAGCUCAACGUCACAAUAACGGACCUCAUUCCAUACACGAACUACAGUAUCACUUUGUUAGCUUGUUCCAUGGGUGGUGGAUAUGUUGGAGGAUGUACAGAAAGCCUGCCCACUCUAGCUACCACAUUACCCACAAGUCCUGAAGGUAUUGCACUACUGUCCGUAGUGGCAGUCAGUGAGUCUUUCUUGGCUAUUUCCUGGCAACCACCAAGCAGACCCAAUGGACCUAACAUCAGAUACAAGUUGCUCAGACGUAAAAUCCACCAGCCCCUGGCCAUUGCCAAGGUCCCCACGGUAACAGCCAUGUCCCCUCCCCCCUCUGAAGAUCUCCAUCGCUGGCUCCAUGUUUACUCCGGCACCAAAUUGUUCUACCAAGAUAAAGGCCUAAGCAGAUUCACCCGUUACGAGUACCAGCUAGAGGUAGAGAAUGACGUAGGCUACUCCUCAGGAGAGAUUGUUAGCGGUGUGACCAUGGCGGGGGUUCCCCACCACCUUCCGUCUCUGUCUGCCCAAGCUAUCAAUCACACUGCUGUACAGGUCAACUGGACACAACCCUCUGUACAAGAUCUGCAGGGAGACGUGGAAUCUUACUUUCUGACAAUAGAGUCUGCCCAGUCAAGUCAAAUCUUGGUUUUCCCCCAAGAUAUUAUCUCCACAGUGAUAAGUGACCUCUGGCCCAGUACCACAUAUCGGGUGUCAUUACAGGUGUCCAAUGGAGCACAUAAUACAACUAAGGCAAUGGGUAACGUCACCACAGAGGAUGGAGAGCCAGACGGGAUGUCUGCCCCAGAAGUGGUGCCAGUUAACAGCAGUACAGUACGUGUGCUAUGGUUCCCUCCUCUACGGCCCAAUGGAGCAGUUACUGGUUACUACAUCUAUGUUAAUGACCGUCUUCAUGGCAGUGUAGACAACAGCUCAGGGUCCUACCUGCUGGGGGACCUGCUGCCUUUUACUGUCUACAAUGUACAGGUGGAGGUGUGUACUGUGUAUGCGUGUGUGCGGAGUAAUGUUACUCAGACAACUACUGUGGAGGACCUGCCUGCUGACAUGGCCACACCGCACACACAAGUGAUCAGUCCCAGGGCGGUGAGGUUGGACUGGUCCCAUCCAGGCAGACCCAGUGGGAUUAUGCUGGGCUUUGAGAUCUUAAGACGGACCCUGAGGUCAUGUGCUGUUGGGUCAACAGGGGUCACAUCCUCUGUCGGGGAAGAGUCAGCAGGUGCAGGUGGUGUAAAAUUCAGAUGUUCCUACCUGCAGUGUCCUGCCAGUCAUGGUGUGUGUGGGACAUCCUGCUUCCAUCCUGACAUUCAGGUUUGCUGCAGUGGACUAUUGUACACUAAGAAACCGCAUCAUCACUGCUGUGAGGGCAGAUACCUGAGUUUAAGUAAUUUUUCCAAUCCGGCAUGCUGCAAUGGCAAACUGCUCCCAGCUCUCCCUGACCACCAGUGCUGCGGAGGAUACUAUGUUCAUGUAAAAACCAAUGAAAAGUGCUGUCCUGACCACUCGCAGGGCCGGGUCUCAGUGGGCCUGGGUGACAGCUGCUGUGGGGGGGUUCCUUACUCGAUGAAAGGCAGGCAGGUCUGCUGUAGUGGGAGCCUCCAUGAUGGCUAUGGGGUCCAAUGCUGUGGAGGCCGGAUUGAAGAUGAUACAUUGGUGUGCUGCGGUGAUGCUGAGAGGGGGGAAGGGCAUACAUAUGCCCCAGGUUUUGUCUGCUGUGGUCAGGAGUAUAUUAACUCUUCAACCUCUCUUUGCUGUGUGGACAAUGACGGAUAUCCCACAAUACACCCUGCUGGCAAUGCUACAGUGACAUUGCAGUGCUGUGGGUCAAAGGUCAUACAUCAAGAAGAGGAAUGCUGCAACGGGAUUGGCUAUGACCCCCAAAGACACGUGUGUGCUGACCAACCCACGCCGGGCCUGUUAAUACAGCACAUGUGUUUGCAGGGCGCUGUGUGUCCCGUGGCUGCAGCAUCCACAGCUUAUUGUGGCUCCUGUGACCUCGAUCCAUCUAUGACCGCUUGCACAUGGGUCCUGUCUGUGCACACACAGCCUGACACACCCUCCACAACAUACUCACCUUCCAUCAACACCACACAUGAAACUCUCACCACGGGCCUCUCUACACGUAUGAACACAAGUGAUAACACACACAAAAUGCAAUUCGAGGGAGGCCUGUGCCCAUCGCAUGAGGAGGUAGUGUACAGCGGAGGAGCCAACAGAUACACCUAUACAGACUCUGACCUGGAGCCCUUCACCACCUAUGAGUACAGGGUGAGGGGCUGGAACAGCUUUGGAAGAGGCUCCAGUGAUGUUGCAACAGUGACCACCACUGAAGACAAACCAUGGGGAGUUGCACCGCCCCGUUGGAGUCGCUUAGGAGAACUAGAUGACAUCAUCCAGCUGCAGUGGCAACCACCUGCCAGGCCUAAUGGGUGGGACAUCACCCACUAUGUUAUACUCCGAGAUGGACAUGAGCGUUACCGUGGUGAAGAAAACAGUUUUACUGAUGUGGGUGGGAUCAGGCCUUUCCAGGAAUACAGUUACCAGCUGAGGGUUUGUAACCGGGCUGGUUGUACUGACAGUUCACAGGUCGUAGCAGUGACAGUCCAGGGUUUCCCAGAGGGCGUGCAGCCUCCAUUGGUAAGAGCUUUAAGCCCCUCCUCCCUCCAUGUGAGCUGGUCUGAACCUACUCGUCCCAGUGGAAUAAUACAGCGGUACCACCUGAACCAGACUGGUGUCGGAACCAUAUUCACACACAACGAUGGGCCCAGGAGUUAUACUGUGACUGGUUUGCAGCCGUACACAGAAUACAGCUUUGUGUUGGUGGCCUGUACAGCCUUCGGAUGUGGAGCCAGUUUACCUUCCACAGGACGCACCUUGCAAGCCUCCCCUGCUGGUGUUUGGUCAAAGCCCCAACAUCUGGUAAUAAACACAUCUGUGGUGGAGCUGUACUGGGAUCAGCCACACCAGCCUAAUGGACAUAUAUCCCAGUACAGACUGAGCAGAGACGGUCACACUAUUUUUACCGGAGACCACCGUGACCAGAAUUAUACCGAUACUGGACUCCUGCCAAACCGCAGGUAUGUGUACGAGCUGGAAGCCAGUACAGAGGGUGGGACUGGUGUAAGUGACGAAUACGUUAUACAAACACCCGUCUCGUGUCCCACUGGGAUCCCACCUCCCCACAAUGUGACUGUGUUUGGCCCCCACUCCAUCUCUCUUGUCUGGACCCCUCCUGCUCACCUCAUCAGCAGCCAGCCUGUAAACUACAACAUCCUGUUAAAUCCAGGAAGUGACAGAGCCGUAAUGCAUCAUGCUGGACAAGACCUGCACCUCACUGUGGCUGAUCUAGAGCCAUUCACCACCUACUACAUCAGAGUGCAGGCCUGUCAAAUUGAGGGGUGUGGAGUGGGAGGGGGUGUAUAUGUUCAGACUUUAGAGACCGUCCCAGAAGGUCUGCAACCCCCCACAGUAAAGGCAGCUGGAGCCAGUGUCCUGGAGAUCCACUGGUCACCCCCACAAAAACCCAAUGGACUCAUCACGUCCUAUCAUAUAUACAGGCGUCCAGUAGGAACAGAGGAGGAGCUGCUGGUUUUCAUCUGGUCCAGUGGACCGCUUGAGUUUUUUGAUGCAAGCCCCACCCUGCAACCCUUCAGCUACUUCCAGUACAGGGUCCGUGGCCACAACUCCAAAGGCUCAGUUCUGAGCCAGUGGGCUUUAGUGCAGACCUUGCCGGCAGAACCAAAAGAUAUGGCCCCUCCCACUGUCAUACCCACCAGUGCAUACUCAGCCCAACUGAAAUGGAGUGAACCAGGACAGCCCAAUGGUCUCAUUUCCCAUUAUAGAGUGGUUUACAAGAAGCACCAACAGGACCCAACGCUCAACUCAACCGUUGUUACUGCUCUCACUGUGGAGGGUUCAGUCCUAGAAGCGACAGUCUAUGGUCUUGAACCGUACAGUCAGUAUAGUCUACGAGUGGAAGCUGUGAACGAUGCUGGUAGCGUGUCCAGUCCCUGGGUUGGCAUUAGGACCCUAGAAGCUUCGCCUGCCGGCCUGGCCAACUUCACAGUGGAGCAGAGAGAGCAGGGCAGGGCGUUACUGCUGAGCUGGGAUCAGCCAAGUGCUCCAAAUGGAAUCAUCACGAUGUAUAACCUGUACAGUGAGGGGAACCUGGAAUUCAGUGGGCUAUCGCGCAACUUUCUGUUUCGUCGUUUGGAGCCAUGGACUAUAUAUUCUUUGACUCUUGAAGCUUGUACCUCAGCAGGCUGCACACGCACCCCUCCUCAGCACAUCACCACAGCAGCGGCUCCACCUGCUUCCCAGGCCCCUCCCAGGCCUCUCUUCAUUGGCCCAGACCAUGUGUCACUUACCUGGGGCCCACCCUCACAGCCCAAUGGGCCAAUCGGAGAGUAUUUCUUACUUGGGAGAAGUCUGGAGGAAGUGGGGAGGGGACGAAGCAAUGAAGAGGGUACUGAAAGGGGAAAGGUGUUAUUCAGAGAAUCAUCCCCACAACAUGCUGACACCUUUUCGUAUACAGUGACUGGUCUGCGUCCCUGGACGCAGUACGAGUUUAGUGUCCAAACUCAUAAUCCCGCUGGACACACCCGUAGUCCCUGGGUUACUGUGACAACCAGACAGGCCCCUCCUCGUGGUCUAGCCCCCCCAACAGUUAGUCAUCUCCAAGGCCAGCCUAGUGAGGUGUUGGUGUCCUGGACCGCUCCUCUGGAGCCCAACGGGGUACUUCAGUCCUACAGGAUUCAGAGAAACAAUAUCAGUUUCUCAUUUAGUUUUGACCCGACUGUCCUCAGCUACACUGAUGAAGACCUCCUUCCAUUUUCAACAUAUAGCUACUCAGUCAUAGCCUGCACGUCUGAGGGAUGCAUGACCAGCCCUCAAACAAACAUCACAACUCUAGAGGCUCCACCUGCCACAGUGGAAGCUCCCACAGUAGACAGCACAACAUCCAAUAGUAUAAACAUUUCCUGGAGCAACCCACUGACAAACAAUGGAGAGGUGACUGAGUAUGUGCUGAAACUGAACAACGAAGAAGCUUAUCGUGGUAGAAGCCUGCAUACAGUGUUGUCAAAUCUGCAGCCACACACAUCAUAUCAGCUGGUCCUUUUAGCUUGUACCAGCGGUGGGUGCUCUGCCAGCACAACGCUGUCCACUGUAACUGGUGAGGCUCCUCCCACUGGCCUGCCUGCCCCAACUCUUAAGGUCACUGGCCCAGAGUCAGUGGAGGUUAGCUGGAGACCACCAGAGCAACCUAAUGGCAUCAUCACCGGGUAUGAGCUUCGCAGAGAUGGGGAAGUUAUCUUUGUCGGCACAGAGACCCAUUACCACGACUUCACACUUUUGCCAAGCGUAGAAUAUAGCUAUGUUGUCAGGGCCAACAACAGCAAAGGAGCAGUGAGCAGCUCGCCAGCCACUGCAAAGACUCACCCAUCAGCUCCUUCUGGUGUCGGUCUCCCCACACUGACGCCUCUGGGACCAAGCCAGCUGAGAGUAGAGUGGAGUACUCCAGCCCGUCCUAAUGGAGACAUUGUGAGUUACACUAUAUUUCAAAGAGAUCCAGUCCAGCUCAGCAUCACCAGCACUGUAUUCACUCCAGAGGAUGGUGACUUCUCUGCCCGACAUGCCACUCUGCAUGAGCUGGCUCCUUACCACAGGUAUGAAGUGAGGGUGGAGGCUUGCACAGCGCUGGGCUGCUCCUCCAGUGACUGGUCAUCUGUACUCACUCUGGAGGCUCCCCCUGCUGGACAAACAUCGCCACUGUUAGACCUUCAGCCUGACACACACACCAGCCUACAGACCACCUUCCUGCUCACCUGGUCUCAUCCAACUCAGCCAAAUGGUAGAAUCCUUCAUUAUGAGGUGUACCGCAGGCUGGACCAUACAUCUGACACCCACAGAAGGGAUGCAGCAACACUUGUCUACCGGAAUAUCUCUGCUACGUGCAAAGAUGAAGCACUCCAGCCGUAUACUGUCUACCAGUACCAGGUGUGGGCAGUGAAUUCAGCUGGCCAUUCUGCCAGUGCGUGGGCCAGUGGGCGAACAGGACCUGCCCCACCGGAGGGUGUCGGUCCACCUACUUUCCUACGCGUUUCAGCAACCUCAGUGGUAGUGGACAUCCCUCCUCCGGCCCGAUCCAAUGGGAUUGUUAGCCUUUACAGAGUGUUCUCUCUGAAAAACAACAACCAUACUCUGCUCUCAGAGGGUACAUCCCAUCAGCAGACACUCCAUGGUUUACGUCCUUACACCCAGUACUGGGUAGGAGUAGAGGCCUGCACCUGUUAUCAGUGCUGCAGUCAGGGUCCACUGAGAGAGUUCCACACCCUGGCUGCGCCCCCAGCCCACCAGCCUCCUCCUCGCCUCGUCACCCUGACCUCCCUCUCUGUUCAGCUGGAAUGGGAUGAGCCUCUGGCACCUAAUGGAGUCAUUGAGAGCUGUGAGCUUCAUCUCAGAUCACCUUGUCCGCAGCCCCCCCAGCCUGUGCCCCUCGCUUGCGUUAAAGGACCGAUGGAAAUCUGUUUCUUUGGCAAAAGGCGGAGCUACAAUGUGACAGGUCUCGAACCAUACUCCACCUAUCAGCUGAGAGUUGCCUGUUUCAACAACAUGGGCAGCACUGCCUCCAACUGGACGACUGUUACCACACUCAGUGAAGCCCCCCAGUAUGUGUCUCCUUUCUCCGUGGACAGUAACCUGACAGUUAUCUGGCUGGACUGGGCAGGGUCGUUCUCCCUCAACGGCUACCUGAAGGAGUAUAGCGUGACUGAGAGCCAACUGAGGGUGUACACUGGCUUCUACAGCUAUAUCCAUAUUCCACGCACCUCACAGAAAACUCUGUCAUUUCAGGUGACUUGUACCACCGAAAGUGGCAGCGCCAGUACACCCACCAUUAGAUAUAGUCCUGCCACAGGCCUAGCUCCUCAUGAGCCUGAAGACAGUGGUAAACAGGGUGUCAGCAUGUCAGCAACACCAGUUUACUCAGAGCUGUGGUUCAUCUUGCUGUUAACCCUGCUGGGUCUAUUUCUGCUAGCAAUACUGCUGGGCCUGGUGCUGCAAAGAGCCCUGAGGAAAAAUCCAUCAGCCAGAGAGCGCCCUCCGCUGGUCAUGCUUCAGAAGACCAGGAAGGCUGGGGGAGAGACGUACACGAGGCCCUGCCCUGAGUUGUGCUCUAAGCAUCACUCCAGCUCUGUGUUCCUCCCCGAUCGUCCCACAGGUCUGACAGACACAAAGAUAGUCGGCAGCAGCUCACGGUUCAGCCCCAUGUCUGUCCUACGGGUUCCCAGCCAAACAGACCUCAGUCAAGCCUAUUCCCAGCAUUCCCUGCACCGCAGCGUCAGUCAGCUGAUUGACAGGAAGUCACUGAUGAUGGAGGAAGGAAGCUGGGAUAACCCGCUGGGACAAGAUUCUGGACUGUACGUGGAGGAAGAUGAAUUUGUGGAUGCCAUCAAGGCCUUAAGUUCUACGAAAAAGGAGCACGCCGUGUUCACUGACACUCAUCUUUAAGACAAGAUCCCUACAUCAAAUCAGGUAUCACAGUUCAAAUUCAAAUUCAGUUCAAACCAACACAGUAAAACAUGGCAGCUGGUAUUCGGUCUAACAAAUCUGGUCAGAAUGGAAAAACAUUUAGACAAUUUAGUGCUUGAAAAAUAUGAUUUAGGAAGUAAAAAUUCUCUAAUAUUGUUCUUCCAUUGUGAAAUAUUGUUCAUCAUUGAUGUCUAAUAAUCACUGGGAACAGUGUUAACAAUGUUUUAAUAAUGUUCAGAUCCAAAGUUGUAAAAGAAAGCCAGACCCAGAAAACCUAAGGGAAGGCGAAGAAUAAUGGUUAUUUUACUGCAGCAUUCAUCUUAAACUAUAUUGAAACAGGUGUUGUCUCCUCCUACCCCACUGCAUGUGUGUCCCUGUUGGGACUAAUAGUCACUUGUGUACAGGCAACAUCCAUGAAUACAGUUCGAAUACGGACCCAGGUUGUUGGUCAAAAAGCUGCAGUAUCUUAGCUCCAUAGCGUAAAUGUGUCCACAUCUGGAUUGUAAUGUAACCCUGCUCAGAUUAAGAAUUAGAACAGUCCUUAAAUGACUUUUAACAAACUGACUGAAUCUUCUGGGUGUAUUAUGGUCUCUGCUUGCCAACUGUUUGUAGUUUAGCAGGUUUGCUUUUCACGAUCCGGAAUCAAACCAGUGUAGAAAUCAAUUAAAGUCCAAGGUUUCAGUCGCCUGCUUUAACAAGUAAUUGUGCCGAGUAAGCUUACACCUUAUCAGCAGCAAUAGUCCUUUAUUUGUAGUAAUAAACAUGGCCUUGGUGUUUGUUUUAUGAAAAAAAAUGCCAACUGUUUUUUUGUUUUUUUGUUUUUUUGAUGUGUGUUAAAUGUGGCUGGGAAUUACAGAUGUGCCGUCUGAAUGUUGUGAUUAUGUGAUGUAACUUGAAAGCCCAAUGUGAGAUUCUUUUUUUACCGUAUCAGUCGUGGACAUACAGUUUACUGCAAUUUAAAUGUAGAAGGGACGUAAUGAAAUCAAGCUUUGUUCAGCUGUAGUGACGCUGAAUGUCUGGUUCUGAUUUCAUAGCUGUCAGUGGGAUUCAGACUCAAUGUUGUUUGUGUGUGGCCUAAUUUUUAUUGUAUCAAGAAGGAAUGAAAAAAUCUCUGUAAUGUCCUGUUUCAGUGUUUUAGCAGGAAUGAAACAUUGUUUAUAUUGGGAUUCCACAGAUUGGGCUUUUAAUUUUUAGGGGCUAAACAUCAAAGAAACAGUAUUUAUCAGAACAAGAUUUCUGUGUAAUGUUGAUGGGUUUUUGUGCACAAAAUUGAAGCCCCCUGUAUUGUUAUAAAACCUUUUCUUUUUUACACUGGCAGUAUUACUUAUGGUUGUUGUAUUAAAAAAAAGUCUUAUUUAUAGAUGACUUCCUUGAUCAAUGUUUGUGUUUUUCUGGGAAAUUAUAAAUAAUGAUAAAGAAAA
Molecule: messenger RNA, 19081 nt
Organism: Dicentrarchus labrax (European seabass)
Lineage: Eukaryota; Metazoa; Chordata; Actinopteri; Moronidae
Gene: ush2a
Product: Usher syndrome 2A (autosomal recessive, mild)
Exons: 94
Coding region: 696-17639 (5647 amino acids)
Molecular function (GO): protein binding
Source: RefSeq, a predicted model, not a curated record